AUGGAAUCCCUCUCAGACACACAGUGGGAUGUAGUGAUCAGCGGCACGGGGCUCCAGCAGUCCCUCUUCGCCCUACUGACUGACCAGCCUUCUCUCUCUCUCGUGAAAAGUGCGCUGUCGCGAUCUGGAAAGAACAUCCUCCACGUUGACCCCAACGAGUACUACGGCGAGGCUGAGGCCGUUCUGAGCCUGCAGGAGGUGGACGAAUGGGCCGCCAACCACCAGAGUGCUGAAGGCGAUGGCGUCUUUGCAGCGGCGCAGGCGACUCGACCCGGUGGUGCCAAAAGCCUGUCGUCUCGGGCGUACAGCCUCGCGCUGGCACCGCAGCUGAUCCACACGCGCUCAGAGCUUCUCUCGAAGCUGGUGUCGUCGAAAGCGUUCCGGCAACUCGAGUUUCUUGCCGUGGGGUCUUUUUACAUACUCCAGCCCAAGGCCCCAAAGUCGUCGUCUGCCCCUAGCCUGAGUCGCAUUCCGUCGACCCGCGAAGAUGUGUUUACCAAUACGACAAUCUCCGCCAAGGCGAAGCGCGGGCUUAUGAAGUUCCUCAAGUUUGUGCUCGAGUACGACGCUGAGCCGCAGACUGAUGUAUGGAGACCUCGUGCGGGCGACUCGCUGGCGAGUUUUCUUGCGAACGAGUUCAAGCUCGAUGCCGAUCUACAGGCCUACAUCAUCACCCUGACGCUGAGUCUUGAUGGCAAGAUCUCAACAGAAGCUGGCCUCGCUGCUAUCCACCGCCAUCUCACAUCCAUGGGAGUCUUUGGCCCUGGUUUUGCGGCUGUUUACCCCAAAUGGGGAGGCCUUUCUGAAGUGGCUCAAGUGGGCUGCCGAGCUGGUGCUGUUGGCGGUGCCGUCUAUAUGCUCGGUGUUGGUAUCAAGGACGUUCAGAAAACUCCCGCCGCGGCCGAAACGCCCGAGGAGUUCAAUGUCGUCCUAUCCAACGACGUGGUUGUCAAGUCAAAGGCCAUAGUCAAGGGCCUGGGCAAGCCGGCAGGUGAAAGCCGCCGUCUGAGCAGACUGACAGCGAUUGUCGACUCAGGCUUGACGUCAAUUUUUGAAACGGUGACUGAAGGCGCUCCGGUGCCCGCCGUUUCUGUGGUUGCAAUCCCUGCGGGUAGGCCACUUGGCGAAGAUGGAGUCUCUUCCGAGUAUCCCAUCUACGCUCUCGCUCAUUCGAGUGAAGCGGGCGAAUGCCCUACUGGACAAUGUGUAUUAUAUCUGAGCACUCUCACAAGCCCAAGUGCCCAAGCACAUCUUGAGAAAGCUCUCUCAUCUCUCCUAGCCUCUCUGUCGCAGAAUAGCCCAGAGCCUCCUAAGAUACUAUACCAGCUGUACUAUGAGCAAACUGGCGUUGAUACCCCCUCUGUGAAUAUCGACGGGCAAACAGCUGAAUUCUCGCUGCUGCCCUUGGACCUUGCGUUCAAUGACUCUGUAUUGGAUCCUGUCAAGAGCGCUUGGGAAUUGGUUAACCUAAAUGCUACUGAUGAGGAGCGUGCAGAGUAUCUGGUGUUUACAGAUCGGGAGGGAGCAGAUGCUGAAGAUGAGUUUGAUGAUUAA
Messenger RNA from Trichoderma gamsii, 1554 nucleotides. RefSeq lists its product as hypothetical. Gene Ontology annotation, biological process: protein geranylgeranylation; small GTPase-mediated signal transduction; vesicle-mediated transport. Gene Ontology annotation, cellular component: Rab-protein geranylgeranyltransferase complex; cytoplasm; cytosol. The record is from RefSeq and is a predicted model, not a curated record. Gene Ontology annotation, molecular function: GDP-dissociation inhibitor activity. The transcript is spliced from 3 exons. NCBI's taxonomy places the organism in Eukaryota, Fungi, Ascomycota, Sordariomycetes, Hypocreales, Hypocreaceae. Bases 1 to 1554 code for a protein of 517 amino acids.